This is a messenger RNA of Octopus bimaculoides (California two-spot octopus), 597 nucleotides long. RefSeq lists its product as uncharacterized. NCBI's taxonomy places the organism in Eukaryota, Metazoa, Mollusca, Cephalopoda, Octopoda, Octopodidae. Gene Ontology annotation, molecular function: protein binding. The record is from RefSeq and is a predicted model, not a curated record.
AUGGAAAUUUCCUAUAGAGAAAUAUUUCCUCAGAAACAAUGUGAUAUUCCUUUUUGUAAGAAAACUCAGUGUGAUUUGAGGGAAAUUUGGCUGUUAUUUCUGACAAAUUUGAGUGACUGUGUAGAGGCUACCAUUGCCAGUGAUGUUGUCUGUUGCUUUUUAUUGUUUGUAGAUAUUGCCGUUGAUGUUGAUGUUGUUGUUGUUGUUGGUGGUGGUGUUGCUAUUACUUUGGGCAUCAUUAUAACACAGAAUAUUUUCUUGUCUUCUACAGGUUAUGGAGGAUACAAUGAAGCCAUGGUGCACUACGAGAAGGCUUUGGAUGUAUUGAAAUCAAGAAACAUCCAGUACCGACAAGCGCUGCUGUACAAUAGUAUGGCUCUCAAUGCUUAUAUGAGAGGCAAUCAUGUGGAAGCCUUGAAUUUUGCAGAAAAGGGUUACAACAUGACCAUUACUGAUGCGAGCCCACAAAUGGUGAAGGAUGCAAAGAUCAAAUGUGCCUCUACCCUGGCCUACCAGCUUUCAUUCGUUGGUAAUAACUGUAUUAUGUCUCUCAAACUACAUGCUGAUGGUGUUGUUGUUGUUGUUGUUGUUGCUUAG